AUGGGUAUUAAGCCGCGGGGGUGUGGGGCAGGGGGAGACGCGCAGAAAGCAAUCAACGAGAGAGGAUUUAUGGCGGACGCCUGCGGCAGCAGCGUGCGCGCACCCGACGCCGACGUGCUACAUCGCGCUCGUGUGAUAACUGAUACGUUAUCAGAGGAUAACAAUCUAUAUAACACUUCGUCAAGCAAACGGGGUCAUUUCUUUUCUGUAAUGAUAAAUCAUCAGGGGCCAGCGGAUGCGGCGUGGCCUCGGAUCGUGGCUAACGAAGCGUGUAUUUAUCAUGGCCUGAGCUGGAAUCUGGUCGAAGAGAAUAUGAACAAUGUAACAAGAAAUAGUCAUAGAUGUACUCCUAAAUGUGCUCAUGGCUUUGUGACCUUGGCGGCAGGAAGUUUCGGCGCGAAAUGCUCUAAGUGUUGCCGCGGCAUCUCGUCGUCGGAUUGGGUGAGGAAGGCGCGCGAGCAGGUCUACCACUUGGCGUGCUUCGCAUGUGAUGCGUGCGGCCGGCAGCUGUCCACCGGUGAACAGUUUGCUCUUCACGAAGACCGCGUGCUCUGUAAACCCCACUACCUGGAGACAUUAGACGGCGGCUCUAUUUCUUCUGAUGAUGGUUGCGACUCAGAAGGCUACCAUAAGAGCAAGGCGAAGCGCGUCCGCACAACCUUCACGGAGGAGCAGCUGCAAGUGCUGCAAGCGAACUUUCAGCUGGAUUCAAACCCCGACGGACAGGACCUUGAGCGUAUCGCGCAGGUCACUGGCCUCAGCAAGCGAGUCACACAAGUCUGGUUUCAGAACAGCCGUGCACGACAAAAGAAACACCAGCACACUGGCAAGAGCAAACAAAAUCAACUGAUAUCCCGGGACGCGGAUCCGGUGGGGUUUGGCCGGCCCAUCAACCUACACCUCACGUACUCGUUUCAGAACAAACCACCUUUUGUACCAAUAGAUGGGACCUCUUUCACGGAUUCCUCCAUGGAUGAACUCUCCGAGGAUUCAUCGAUCCACUGCAUGCAAAGUGAGGUGUAA
Messenger RNA from Diatraea saccharalis (sugarcane borer), 1023 nucleotides. The record is from the annotation of a GenBank genome assembly. NCBI's taxonomy places the organism in Eukaryota, Metazoa, Arthropoda, Insecta, Lepidoptera, Crambidae.